Messenger RNA from Daldinia loculata, 1403 nucleotides. RefSeq lists its product as uncharacterized. Bases 527 to 793 code for a protein of 88 amino acids. NCBI's taxonomy places the organism in Eukaryota, Fungi, Ascomycota, Sordariomycetes, Xylariales, Hypoxylaceae. The record is from RefSeq and is a predicted model, not a curated record. The transcript has 3 exons.
GUAUUUUAGGUACCUUACUAAAGUACGGAUCUAUAAAUAAUAUUAGUUGACUCUUGAGCAUAGCUCACUAACAAAGAAGAUAACAUUGAGCUAAGUAGCCUCAUGUGUUAAUAAUGAAUUUUAAAAAUAGCAAAGACUCAAAAAAGGGAAUAUCAAUACGGAAUAUAGAACCAGAAAGUUGAAAAUGUUAACAGCUAGAAGCCGAGCUGGGUACCUAGGUACCUCGCUGCGUGGGGAUCAUAUCGGAUAAAGGUAACCCGUUUCCGGCGCCUCGUAGUCAGCCCCAGUUCCAUCAGCCUCAUGUCGUCAAGCCUCUCUCUACCUUACCUUAUCCAAUGACAUCCGAUUCGACAUUGCGCAUCCUCCUAAUCGCACUCGUGCCCACGACAUCAUCCUUCAACGUAAUUCGCGAUAGCCAUAGCAACCGAAUUAGCGUCCGCCAAUCCCAUCGUCAACGACACUUACACCUACCACUUGCUAAGUCAACGUAGCUGAGCGCUUAGCCGGCCCCCAAAAACCGCCCAUCAUGAAGCCCGUCGUCAGUGCCAUGCAAGCUUGGUCUUGCGUGGUUAUUUCCGUCUUCGCCAUUAUCAUCCUCUUGAUUCUCGGCGGCCUCUACCGACACAACCACCACGAAUUCGUAGGGGGCGCCGACGACCCCAAGGACGGCCAAGCGGUUGCGAGCACCGUAUUUACCGCCGUUGUCGUAUAUGCUGCUUUCCUGGUAUUCUGCGGCCUUCAGGGCUUGUUACACCUACGUGAAAACCGACGGGGUGCCAUUGCGCUGUCAUAAGCGUUGACUCUGAUUCGUGCAUUAUACUGUAUUAAGAGACGCAGGCGUUCCGGUUCCUGAAUCGCAUCGAAUUUACUUGGAGGAUAUUGGGCUGCGGCAUUUGCGAUUGUCAAGUAGCUUUACGAAGUCAUACCUGGUCACUCACCAAUGGUAGUGACCAGGUAAUAGCGUGGCCAAGAAUUACAUGUAUGAAUAGGUGUGGAAGUUGAGUUAGGAAUGGAUGACUUCGUGGGUUCGUCGUACUAGAGGCUUGCCUCGGUUCUAUCAACCUACCACGACCUGCUACAUUGGGAGACAGGCACAUUAAUUGGCAAUCAAUAUUAAUCUACGAAGCAUUGUCUCGCAUUUCUUAUCACGCAUAUAUAAUGCUACACAGCCAAAAACAUUUUAAUGAGUUAGCAUGGCAGGUAAUAUAUAUAGACGGGAGCUUUAUUAGUUGUGGAAAGUAAACAGUUUCUUUCCUCCCAAUGUUGAAUCUGCAAAGCGUUAAUACUAUUUGCCUUAGGAAUUUCACUCUUUUUUCUAAUUAGGCUUCAUGUUCUAAAUGAAAUUGGCACGAUAUUCUUUUCCGAUAGUAUAAAUUACACGUACGAGUAAAUAUUUAGUAAGG